Pocillopora meandrina is the source of this 8301-nucleotide messenger RNA. The record is from the annotation of a GenBank genome assembly. Lineage: Eukaryota; Metazoa; Cnidaria; Anthozoa; Scleractinia; Pocilloporidae.
AUGUUAGCUCUUACGUUUAUACUAUUGCUUGUGGUUGAGUUGGGAUGGGCCGCCAAGUGUGACAAGAGGUAUGGACCCGCUGGAACUGUUGAUUGCAUUCAAUCAAGGUCGUACAAUAACGAAUACCAGUGGGCGACGUGCUUGACGGAUGCAUACAUCAAGCAAAAGAACAACCAAAAACCCGGCUGUGAAGACAGAUUUGCGACUUACUGCUGGUAUGAGUGUAUGCUUGAAGUGCAUAGCAAGGAUGCUGGAUCAGUGACGAAUGAUUGUUCCUGUACUCCCAGCAAUCCAACCUCUUAUCCAAACACUCUCACGCCUACCACAUUACUGCCUCAAGAGUGCUAUAGUCCACCAGGGGAUUCCUGUGAUUGGUAUCGCAACUGCUUGGAGAGAAAGUAUCCCUGUGAAGCUACAAGUAAUGGAUCUGCAAUCAGAUACGCUGAACAUUUUUGCAAGCUGUAUGACCAAAACUUUGCAAAGUUCAGUCUAAGCGGGAAAAAAUGGGUUAAUGGAGUUCGUAAAUGCCUCCAAGUCUCACUGGUACCACUAUUGAGGCCAUGGGUCGAUCCAACCUGUAAGGAGAUUCGAGAAAGAGCGUUUGCCUCUCAUACACCAUGUUACCUGAAUCCAGGCAAUGGUGCGCCGUCCGUCUGUGGUCUUGACUGCUCCGAUUACCUCCAGAUCUUUUGGACCAUCAAAGGUUCCUUUGAUGUCAAAGUCGAUACAUUCUGGGAAUCUCUCAAGGGAAUGUGGAACAUAGGAGAGAAAUGUGGAUUGUAUGCUAACAUCCAAAAGUGCUACAGAGAGCUGAAAGAUGGCCCAGUCAGAGUUAUCAAGCUGAAGAUUUUGCUGCGAUCGAGGCGCUCAACUGAUAAUCUUCCUGAGUCUGAUGCUCAAAGUCGAUUCGCAGCCGGGGUUGGCUCAGCCAUUGCGAGUGCCUUGCAGUGGAAGUCAGAUGUAAUGGACUGGCUCGCCUAUACUGGGAGAGUUGAAGAUACAAAAAACAUGGAAAUUGUCUUCUUAUUAGCUGAUAAGAAAGCCCUGGGUAUUACCAUUACAUCCACUCCAUCCGUCAACUUCAACCAGACCAUCCAAGAGUUUGCGUUAGCUGUAAAACAGGGAAAUCUUCCUUCGAAAGUAGAUGGACACAAUGUUUGGGUGAAGAGCUUAGCCUCGUGUUCUGAUAAAGCCUGCACCAGCACCCAGACACUGGCAGAUUCAGACAAGCGUCCAAACUGGAAUGGUGCUGCUGAGAUCUUAGGUGGUAAAGUUGUCCUGUGUGGAACCAUCGCUGUGUUGGUCACGAUGAUGGACAAAUUGCUUUACUAAAAAGAUACUCGCAUUUGUCAAGAAGGUAGAUUUAGUUUUUCUGUUUAUUGAGCUACAUAGAUUUAUCAUGCGUAACAGUUGAUCUAAUGGUCUGUCAGUCACCCUGGGUUUUGUGCUCGAUGCCUUCGAGCUGAAACAUUUCGAGUCCCUACCUGCUGCAAAAAGCUUCACUAAAACGUACACCUCGCUAAUUUUACUCUUGCAAUGCUUGCGACAAUCAUGGCGAUUUUUAGCUUUAGCAUGUUAGGCGUGGUCAUGGUGCUGAACCCUUCAGACAACAUUCCCGCACCAUCAUUGAAUCAAAAACCAGGACCUGAAUCACGAAUCAAUUCUGGACCACAAAAUAGCUGCUGUUGUUCAUAGCUUACGAAAAAGAGCAUUUCAAAUAUUGUGGUAAACCACCAAGUUGCAUUGUUUUGUAGGUUUCAAUCAGUCUUUCGGUGUUAUUUUUACCAUAAACAGGCUUCAGUGUGUAACUGAUAUUACGCGUUGCUGAAGGAAGAAUAGCCAGAAUCUAUUUGCCCAGUAGAUGUGAGACGUUUUUGCCCAUGAGAGGUUACUCAGAGGUUACUCACAAGUUACAAUAGCCUAUGUCUGAUUAUUAGAUGAAACCAUUGUGUCUUAUAGUAUAGUGUCUCUCUCCAUUGGAAGGAUAAAUAGACAGGGCACUUCUUUGAAGUGAUAUAACCUACUUAUACCUGAUUACACGCAUAUAGUUGGUAUUUUCCGUCUAUAUGUUGCUAUUUUAGAUCUUUUGUCUCAGUUUGUGGCUGUGGCUGUAAAGAUCAUGCUUUUUUGAAUAUUCUUAUUGAAAUAAAGUAAAAAAAAGCGAUUAUAUAAGCGUCUUAGACUGUUAUAACCAUUGUUAGCCAUUAAAAGCAUUUAAGCAUUAUGAAAUUGUUAAUGACUUGUUCCUUGCGCACUACUCGUUGUCAAGAUCGGCCCCCACCCUCCUCCCCUCUACAUCGCCCGGGAUGUUAGCCAAGAUCAUUUUCCGACGUUUUCCCUAAUUUUUUUUCAUUCGUUUCGCCAGUUUGUUUCGUUUUGGUUAUUUUAGUGUUUUUACUUGAUUUGUUUUUCUCGUUUGCCUUCUCUAGUGUUAGCAGAUGCCCUUACGAAGGACUAACGCUCGACACGUCAAAGAAACUCUUUAUGGUUUACAUUAUCAACUCAGUUGAUAAAACCAAAUAAUCUUGAAGUACCCCUCCCCUCCCCCUCCCCCCGCAAACGCAGAAGAACCACAGUUUGUUUAGAUCAAUUUAACCUCUUUAGUCUUCUCCAAAGACAGAUUACUUUUGAUUGGCCGGUGCCCAAUUGUUACAAGCUCAAUUCAAGCAGUUCACAGUCUUCCUUACACAAUCGCCUAUGGAUGUCAUUUCAGUGACGCGCACAGGUUUCAUUUCAAGUCUGUGACGAUAAGAGUUAUGUGAGUCUACGAUCGAUCAAAAGCCUCUCCCAAUUGUCAUGCGUCAACAUCUGUCUACACGCAUGACAUUGUGAUACCAAAAUAAAGUUUAUGUUUAUAGGUAUGUAGAGGUGUAAUAAACAGUCAAAGGCGGGCAUAUUCAUGCGCUACUUCCCUAGCGCGUGACACGCAUUUCGCGCCGCUUUGCGCGUGACACGCACUUCGCGCCACCUCGUGCUUGACUCGGACUUCGCGUCGUCUCACUCGCCUUUGUUCGACUGAAAAACGUUAAAAAUUAUGCUUGUUUUGCAGGCAUAUCUUGUGUUAAAUAAUAUUAGCUAUCGUCUGCUAUUAAUCAUUGUUAGGCAAGGCGUUGAAAUUUCGAAAAAAAAAAAAAUUACCUUUUUUUGAAUAUAUCUCAGUAAAAGUUACUAGAUUAUUGUUAAAUUCUCUAUAAGGGCUUUAGGAACUGAGCCGAAAAAGGAGCGAGCCUUUGGGGAUUGUGAAUUGAAUAAGAGAUUUAUGCGGAUUAAAACAUCAUCGUGAGUCAAUAAUUCUUGAGAGAAAAGCAAACACUCAAAGACAAUGUCUGUCUUUCUAGGAAAUUGACAAAGAAGCUGUGAUUUCACCAUACAUAAUCACAGAAGGGGGGUGGGGUGGUGUUCAAAGGCAUAUGAGCCGCUCAAUUCCUACCCGAGGCAAAAGCAGUCGCAAAGGAACAAACCGUUUUGUUUCCUGCAGGUAAUAUGCCUCUGCAGCUGUUAACAAUUCGCUAUAUGAGAUAAAUGAGAAAAGAUAGCUUGUGUUCAAGGUUUCCCCCUAUGUCCCCACCCCCACCCCCACAGACGUAGACACACCUUUUUGCCCCCGCAGGGUUUUUGGCCCCAGAGGGCCAAAAACCCGAGGAGGCACCUUAGGACUCCCCGCGUAAUAUAGAGGAAGACUGGAGAAGAGGGAAUGUGGGUAUUUUCGGUAGAUCAUAACCAGAAAAAAUCUCGAUUUGAUCGCUUGCACGGCCGCAAGGUAUCAACGUUUUUCCCGCAAAUGGUCAUGGGCUGCCAGUAAAAAGACACGCGCGCGAGGACUUUUAGGAUCGGCGUCUUUGACACGAGAUUUGUCCUAGUAUAGAGGAAGACUGAAGAAGAGAGAAUGUAGGUGUUUUCGGUUGAUCGUAACCAAAAAAAAUCUCGAUUUGAUCGCUUGCACGGCCGCAAGGUAUCAACGUUUUUCCCGCAAAUGGUCAUAACUACACAACUGUAAACAACAAGCCCAACUCAAAAAAAAAAAAAGAAAAUGGUACUGUAGGGCGGGGGCAGCUCUAGUGAGAACUAUAACUAGUAUAAAUAAUUGAUUGUAAGAAGAGUCCAUGCCCACUACAAACUUUACCAUUGACGAUCUACGUUGGCAGAGUUAUCGUGCUUCCCUUGGAUUCAUUAUAAAAGCUAAUACGGUAAGUAGUGUUAGAUAAAAUAUAAGCGAAACGAUUUCAAGUUGGUUAGCAGUGGAUGUAAUAUAAGCAGCCUGACACGCUAAGAGGAAUAAUUAAUGCUAUUUGGAGGCGACGGCCCGUGGAAAUUUCAGAGAGAAUUUUGCUUUGAGUCGACGAUGAAUCUUCAUUUCUUUCCCUACGAGGUGUCUCGUAGAUCAAGCCAUUCUAAUAGAGGUUCUCAGAGGUUUCACCAUAUGACCAUGGAUCUUGAUCAUGACUCAUAAAUAUUAAAAACACAAUUAAGAACAGAGAAAAAGUCUGGAUAAUCAAGAAAUCCGAAUAAUCGACGUGCAGAUUUUCGAGGUUCGACUGCAGUAUUUAGGUAGUUUAAAGUACCGUAUAGAACAUUGAAACACAUCGUACUUUGAAAAACACAGGGUCGUUCAGUUCUUGUACGCCGCUUAUUAUAUAUGGUUUGAUGAAACUAAGGCUAUAUUAUAGCUGGAGAACUGAACAUGAUAAUAGCAUCUUUAAUUCAACUGGGGAAGGAUGUCAUGAUACCGUGAAUUUCAAAACACGCUACACGAGGCCUCUUUCACUUCCGCAAUCAGCUACAGUCUCUCACCAUCCGGCUUCAUUUGAGUAAUUGAAACUUGUUCUCUGCGUGGGCUGUCAUUAGAGUUCAGUUUUACAAAGUAUUAUUGCGGGUGUAGCAUGAAAUUUCAUUUCUUUGGGCUAAUUUCGCAACGCGAACACUGUACACAGCUCUUUGAAAAUGUUGUGCUUUUUGUGUUGCAGUGAUAUUAUCUCGAUUAUCCGGACUCAUUGGGACUAGACGAAAUAGUCCAGAGAAUUGGGGGUCCGGAUAAUCAAGAAUAUGAACAUUGAUGAGGAACAAAAAUGUUUUUAAUUAGUUACGACGCGUGGGAGCGCUGCUUUUGCUUUUUGAAAGCGUAGUUUUGAAAAGAAUAUGGCUACGGAUCGUGAUCAUGACUAAUAAAUAUUCAUGAAAAAUUGGGACCAGAGAAAAAAAGUCUGAAUAAUCGAGGUCCAGAUAAUCGAGGUUCGAUUGUUUUCUAGCUAGAGAACAUGAUCAUAGCAUCUUUAAUUCAACUGAGGAAGGAUGUCACGAUACCGUGAAUUUCAAAAGUAGCUACACGAGGCCUCUUUCAAUUCCGCAAUCAGCUACAGUCUUUUACCAUUCGGCCUCAUUUGAUUAAUCUAUACUUGUGCUCUGCGUGGACUGUUAUCAGAGUUCAGUUUUAGAAGUAAUAUUGCGGGUGCAGCAUGGAAUUUCAUUUCUUUGAGCCAAAUUUCGCCAUGCGAACACUGUACACAGCUGUUCAGUUGAAAAUAUUUUAAGUUUUUAAGUUGCAGUGAAAUUUAAGAGGAUCUUUUUAUGGUUUAGCUUCUCACCUGGCUUUGACAUUUCGUAGUUUGAAAAAUGAUUCUCGGCGUGUGCGCUUGCUGUAAAACUAUUUUGUUUAAUAGUAAAAUCGAAACGCUUUGUAAGUUCUUUAGGCGACAAUAUAUUUACUGGUCGGUUGCAGAAAUCGGCUGAGUGGACGUAAUACGUGCUUAUUUAACCUUUAAGACCUCGGGUACUUAGAUAAAUAGUGAAACGAAAGACAUCGCGCUUUGGUAAGUCGUCGAAAAUUACCCAGCUUUCUAUACUUUGCUAAGUUGUAGCACGGUUAAUAUAUUAGGUGCCUGGGCCUAAAGAAAAAUUGAAUAAGAGAUGGAUUCAGGCCAGCAGCUGUAGACUAACCAAUUAUUAUUUGUCUUAGCUGUGGAUGAAUACAGGUAAACAAUGCAUUUCUAGGAAACUACGGAAGCAACAGCGAAUUUCCGGUCUAUGCACAGGCGUCUUAAGCUCACGGCCCAAGCUUACGUGUCCAGAAAAGUAAACGAUUUUAAAAUUAGUGAAAGCAUCAGGUGCUAUCUGACGCGGAGUUAAGUUAGGUUGAGAAUUUACACACACUGUAAGGAAUAGUACGGAGUAAGAAAUAUGAUCGAUCUACAACGCUAAAUAUUUCGAAAUAUGAACAUUCUACGCGUAAGAAUAACAGAACCUAUUCACUCUUUGUUUGUCCAUUGUGGUUUGUGGUGUUCUCUGCCGCUUUUGGCUUGCUUUUCCAUCACUAUUUUUCCUGUUAUAAGACGGAGUUACUCUCUCAUGAAGUAAUCUUUUGCUUUUCCUCGAGACGUGAGCCUGGAAGACCUGUGGUAUAUGUUCACGGAUGGGGGGGGGGGGUUUCGACACCGUCUCUACACUAACAAUAACUUCAAAGGGAGUCUUUAGCACUCACAGUUUUUUUUCUGUAGAUAAUCACAAUCUCAAAUCUACAUGGAAAAAUUCCUUACUUGAAACAAUCGUUUGUAAGUCUUUCACAGGCGCCUGCUUAAACGCGUGUGAAUAAUCAAAUUUGAAUUGGCAGCGGGGCAACAUGUUGCUGAAUCCUUCGUAUGUUCAAGGUUGAAAUCAUCUAGAAUUUUUUGCUUGGGACAUUUAAUGAAGGAAAGCUUAUAAGAUUAUGAAAUGAAUAGUCAUUCAUUUUGUGUUUGCGGGAGAAGUGAAAAUAGAGCGCGCUGACUGUUUCAGAAUUGACAGAUUUUUUAAAAGGCUUUCGAAUUCGCUUGAGGUACUAGCUUUGGUGGCUUUGAAGUUUAACGACUCGUUGGAAAGGCAAAACUUUUUACGAGUUUUCCGGUAGUCAUUAGAUAGGCGGCUUGGGAAAUCGCUCAUGAGACCUAAUGUUGUGUUUUACGACUCCGUUGCUUCGUGAAAAUGUGGUAAAAACAUAGAUGGAUAGGAAAGAAGUUUGGAACAAAUUUAAUGUGUGUAACCCUUCUGAAAAGCGCAAUAUUUUUGCUUCGCGGGACAAAGUGGGUAACCCGAGCAGGUAAGGUAGACGUAUUUUUUUUUUGCUCGGGCAACCAACUGAAACACAGGAUUCCUUUUAUUUCUUCUGCUUGUGCAGCCAGCUAUAAAAAAAAAGAGAAUUAUUGCAUACAUUAAAAUGCACAAAAAGUUGUUGCCAUCAGGUAUCUGAACAAGUGGCAAAGUAUCAUCGAGUCUUAAGAGUGAUACGAAACACGGUAACGUAUUCAUAUGUAACAAACAGUGCUUGAGCGAUAAUAACAGUGUAGAAAUGUUAAGGGUUUCUAAAAUCGCUGUUUGCAGCAAAGCUCUACUAAUACAGCAGAGCCCCGUUAACUUGAACACGGUUAACUCGAAUCCCCGCUAUCUCAAAUAAGAUCCGAUUUCCUCAGGCAUUUACCCCACAAGUUUCUAGUCAUUUCACUCGGUUAAGUCUGACUCUCCAUUAACUCAGACUAACUUUAAUUUUCCCAGGCUCGAACUUGCCCUAAUAUCUCGAACUUUAGAGUGUCAGAACAUAGCUGAUGGAUACGUCCUAAUCAAUUCACGAUUGAUACAAACGUGAUAACAUUAAUGAAAACGUAAUUUAGCUAAACUUCCCAAACUAAACGUUCUCAUCAAAAAGCUCUUUUAAAACAAACUACAUGUCCGGAAAUUACUGUUGUUUCUGCGAGAAUGUUAAAAACAUGAUUCCCUAUUAAUCAUUAAAAGGAUAACUGAUUUUCAGAAGAGGCUAACUGCAGCCCCUCCCUCCCCCCUCCUCCCCCUAACUUGAAUCAUUUUUCGUUUCUCUUGGGAGUUGGAGUUAGCGGGCUUCCACUGUAUUCGUUUUCGCACUGCAAAUGUAUGAAUAUUCAAUCUUAAAAUGUCCUAAUUACGUCUCCCAGGUUCUAGCUUUGAACGAUGUUAGCUCUUACGUUUAUACUAUUGCUUGUGGUUGAGUUGGGAUGGGCCGCCAAGUGUGACAAGAGGUAUGGACCCGCUGGAACUGUUGAUUGCAUUCAAUCAAGGUCGUACAAUAACGAAUACCAGUGGGCGACGUGCUUGACGGAUGCAUACAUCAAGCAAAAGAACAACCAAAAACCCGGCUGUGAAGACAGAUUUGCGACUUACUGCUGGUAUGAGUGUAUGCUUGAAGUGCAUAGCAAGGAUGCUGGAUCAGUGACGAAUGAUUGUUCCUGUACUCCCAGCAAUCCAACCUCUUAUCCAAACACUCUCACGCCUACCACAUUACUGCCUCAAAGAGUGCUAUAG